Molecule: messenger RNA, 1972 nt
Organism: Danio aesculapii
Lineage: Eukaryota; Metazoa; Chordata; Actinopteri; Cypriniformes; Danionidae
Gene: zc2hc1a
Product: zinc finger, C2HC-type containing 1A
Exons: 10
Coding region: 71-1054 (327 amino acids)
Source: RefSeq, a predicted model, not a curated record
AUGUGGAACCGCUACCCAGAAGAGCCUAGUUGCUACAGCAUCGUCCUCAGUGUCUCACCAGGCGAGAAAAAUGGAGGAAAUUGAUGAAUCUCCUCCCAUUUCUGAAGAGCUGGUGCCCUGCAAAAUAUGUGGAAGGAGUUUCUUUCCGAAGGUUCUGAAAAAACAUGUGCCGAUCUGCCAGAAGACAGCGGCCAAGAGGAGGAAGGUGUUCGAUUCUGGCAGGCAAAGAGCAGAGGGGACCGAAAUUUCUACAGUCAAACCUAUAAAACCAAAGUUACAAAGUUCUUCCAGCAACUCUAAGUCUGAUAAACCCGAACCACCCAAGAAGCAGUCCAACUGGCGCCGAAAGCACGAAGAAUUCAUUGCCACUAUUCGUGCUGCCAAAUCCAUAAACCAAGUGAUGAAAGAUGGCGGACCCCUUCCUCCACCCCCUCCUCCAUCCUAUGAUCCAGAUUAUAUCCAAUGUCCUUAUUGCCAGCGGCGCUUUGGUGAGAAUGCAGCAGAUCGACACAUCAAGUUCUGCAAAGAACAAGCAUCCAGAAUCUCCAAUAAGAGCAAGUUUGCUGGAGGUGAUAAAGCCAAACCUUCAGCCAGGACUCAGUACAAACCUCCUGCACCAAAGAAGGCAAACUCUCCCACUGCUUCCAGCGUGUCUUCUCGUCUACCUCAGCGCUCAGCUUAUGGCCAGGGUGCUGGCACAGGAAUUCCUAGCAGCAAACCCUCAUCCACCGGCUCAAUAAAGAGCACACCAUCAGGAUACUCUCCGUUACGAAACAACUCAUCCGGCUUGACCAGCCCUCCCUCCGAGGGGAACAUGAAACCCAAGGGUAUGGUUUCACAAAGCUCACUGAGAAAUCCAUCUACAGGUAUAGGAAUGAACAAGAAGAAGAUCCAGAAUGCAGAUAAUUGUAUUUCACGGAAUGAUAUGAAAAACGAAAAUGACAUCAAUUACUCCACAACAGGCACCAAGUUUUGCCAUGAGUGUGGAACCAAGUACCCCGUGGAGUCGGCCAAGUUCUGCUGUGAGUGUGGGGUAAAACGAAUGUACAUUUAAUAUGUAUGAACACGAAUAUAUAGAAAGACUGACUCACUGUUGCUCAAAAACUGAGCUUUCCUUCAAAUCCACUAGUGUACUUGGCAAAUCCAUGUGCUGUACAAAUAUCUCCUAUCCCAAGUAAAUCUGAUCCCAACCUUUUGCUCAGUUUUGUUUUUAUAUGGAAAAGAAGUGCAAUAAUAUUGGUUACUGCUACAAAAGGAGUAUUAUCAAUCUUAUAUUUACACACAAAAAAGAAUGAACUUUUAUUGAUCUAGGCCUUAAAACGGGACCAUAUCACGCCGUUCUGAUGUUAACAGGGCAGUAUCUUAGCGUAGUUUGCUGUGUGAGGGAAUUUAAGUGCUAUGGUUUAUUAUUUAAUUUGUUAGGGUAAAUAUGUUUAGUAUGAUUAAUGCAUUGACAACGGUUCUUUUUGCUGAGCAAUCCACUUUUUGUAUUUCACGUUUGUUUUUAUAUGUUCUCAAUUGUGUUUUAACAGUAUUCCACAUGAACAUGUCUUGUAGAGAUCCUCAUUGUGUAUUUAUUAGACGCGCAGUCCAUCACAUCGCAAGUCCACCAUAUUUACACAGUCAAAACAUAAAGGCAACUCGAAAUGUCAUGUCACAUCCUUCAAAAGCAGACAAGCUUAUGGAAAAAGUAGCUUUACAAUGGUAUUUUAUUGCUUCAGAGCCUUAUCACUGCUGUCCAGGGGGAGAGGUAAAAAUCCAUGCUGGUCUCGAGCUUAAUAUGCAUUUCAAGCAUCACCCUGUACCUUGUAAUGCUUGUACUACUACUGCUGCUGCUCUGACAGCGUAUUGUUAUAUCUUCUGAAUACCUGCUUAAUGGAUUAUGACACAAAUGUUGCCAUUAAAAAAAAAAACGAAUAGUUAAAAUGGCUCCUGAAUUGAUCCUACAUAAAUAAAGGGGUUGAAAUGCUCA